Messenger RNA from Sodiomyces alkalinus F11, 1482 nucleotides. RefSeq lists its product as hypothetical. The transcript is spliced from 4 exons. Bases 1 to 1482 code for a protein of 493 amino acids. NCBI's taxonomy places the organism in Eukaryota, Fungi, Ascomycota, Sordariomycetes, Glomerellales, Plectosphaerellaceae. The record is from RefSeq and is a predicted model, not a curated record.
AUGCCUAGAGUUUCCAAUCAUGCUAUAUCCGAGGCACAGGAGGCCAAAAUCAGGGAACUGGGACAGAAACUGGACAUAGCAGUCGACAGUGAUACCGAGCCACUAUAUACGCUUUUUGGCAAGCUCCAAAAGCACUUGGAGACAUUUGAGAAGGAACACAGCGAACUUUUGAAGGGUUUUAAGGACAAGGAAAAGGACCUGCACAGCGUAAGACAAGAGAUUGCCGAGCUCCAAAAUCGGUUAAGGGUGUUUGAAAAGUUCAACACCGAGCUUCACAAGAGUUUUAACGAGAAGGAGGGGGAGCUGCGCAGGGUAGGACAAGAAAAAGUCGAGCUCCAAAGUCGCUUAGGGCGGGUUGAAAAGACCAACAACGAGCUCCAGAAGAGUCUUUUCGAGAAGGAGAGGGAGCUGCACAGGGUAGGACAAGAAGAAGUCCAGCUCCAAAGCCGCUUAGGGGGGUUUGAAAAGACCAACAACGAGCUCCAGAAGAGUCUUACGGAGGCUAGGAAAGUGUCUGAGCUGAACCAUGCGAAGCUCGAUGUGUCGCAGUCCGCGCUCAAAAGAUUGCAGAAUGACGUGGGUGAGGGACGGCUGCAGGCUUUCAAUGAUGACGAUAGGGAAGAACUACGGAAUGAUUUCGAGGCGUUGUCCAAGGAUUGUGAAGACGUGGUCUCUCUGUUUCUCCCUCGCACAGGCAAGGUGUUGUACGAUCCUCGCGACUUUUUGACGCACCCAGUUACCGAGAAGAUCCCCUUGCCUCCCAUUCAGAACGGGAAUAUCCAACUGGAUUCAAGUACAUAUCCGAGUACCACACAUUUGUACCGCGCUGCUGUCCGAGUUCGCCUCGUGGACGCUCUGAUCAAAUUCGUCUUCUGCUCGUUUUACAUCCCCGAAAGCGUCAAGCAGUCUGCUGAGAAUGUGCUCAGCCACCUCUCUGGACGAGGCGGACGAUCCAUGGUCAUAUUCCGAUGUCUGAUUCUCGGAUUGACUGGCACUGAUAGUUCCGUCCGGGAUUCUGUGGUGGAGCGGGCUUUGGACAGCAUCUAUGGAUGGUUGUUACCUCUGGUAGCGCCAACACACAUUGCCGACUUGAAGGACAGGGUCCGGGUGUUAUUCCAGAGGGCAUUUGAGAUCUGGUGCCGUGCACAGAUAUCCAAAGACCACAUAUCGACCGAGUCCCUAUCUUCGGAGCCCAAUUUUUACGGCGAGAAUCCGCCUCGGGAAUGGGACGAGCUUGGCAGAAACACACAGAGCCGAACCGGUUUGACUCGGAAGCCCUCACCAACUGCAGGCCCUAUUAUUGCUACGCUUUUUCCACGGAUAGUCGAUGACGCCGGUGCAAUUUUCCACCCAGGAAUUGGCCUUUGGUACGAUCAAGCUGUGGGUCACACGGCAAGCAAUGAGAUCAACGUCGCCUCUGCGUCCCAACGGUUCCAGCAGUAUUACUGCUCUGGGUUCCGAAUUUCACCCGCGAAGACAUAG